Molecule: messenger RNA, 1710 nt
Organism: Thrips palmi
Lineage: Eukaryota; Metazoa; Arthropoda; Insecta; Thysanoptera; Thripidae
Product: eukaryotic translation initiation factor 4E-like
Exons: 5
Coding region: 105-731 (208 amino acids)
Biological process (GO): translational initiation
Cellular component (GO): eukaryotic translation initiation factor 4F complex; cytoplasm
Molecular function (GO): RNA 7-methylguanosine cap binding; translation initiation factor activity
Source: RefSeq, a predicted model, not a curated record
CCCACCCCUCUUCCCGAAAUUUCAAUAUCAGAAUUCGGAUUCAGCACGGCUGAUAAUCUCUAAACUCAGAUUUUCUGUAAAAUUUGGUCAGAAAAUACUAAGAAAUGGCUGAUGUGAGCGUGGAUGAAAGGAAGGACGAUGAAAUCACUGCGCCGGAGCCGAUUGACAAUGAUUUAUUGAUUAAACAUCCUCUUCACAGUACUUGGACUCUGUGGUAUUUUGAAAAAAACAAUAACAAGAGUUGGGAAGACAACCAACGUGAAAUCACAAGCUUCAAUACGGUAGAAGACUUUUGGAGCCUUUAUAAUCACAUUAAACUACCAAGUCAGCUUCGCAUGGGUUGCGAUUACUCACUUUUUAAAAAAGGAGUUAUGCCCAUGUGGGAGGACAAAGCCAAUAGAGCUGGUGGACGCUGGCUCUUCAAUUUAGAUCGUAAACAACGAGAGACUGACCUUGAUCGCUUUUGGUUGGAAAUACUAUUAUGCAUGGUUGGAGAAGCCUUCGAUGAACAUAGUGAGGAUAUCUGUGGAGCUGUAGUAAAUGUAAGAGCAAAAGUAGACAAGAUAGCUGUUUGGACAGGAAACGGACAGAAUUCAGUUACAGUACUGGAAAUCGGGCGACGACUGAAAGAGCGACUUAACCUUGGCCGUGACUGGCAUCUUGGCUACCAAAUGCACAAGGAUACUAUGGUGAAGACAGGAUCAGUAACCAAAAACUGUUACAAUGUUUAAUUUGGAAAUCCACAACCACAGUCUAGACAAGCCAUCUUUUCAUUUCAAGCAAGCAAAGAGGCCCUUCUCUUCAUGACAUUUAUGGAGUUUGCUGUUGGAGUAACAGCUUUUCAAAAUUCUUGUUGUUGUAAUUUUAGUUAUGCAGAAGGGUGCCAAUCAUUUUAUGUCAGAAGAACUUUUAUUGUCAAUCUGGUUGUUUAUGUUUAGAUAACUCUUUGACUCUUUUAAUUUGGUGUUUACUGUUUUAAUUUUGGUAAUGUAUCUGUAAAAUCUUUGUUCACUGUUAAAUGUUGGUCACUCACAUUGAUCCUCUGUUUCAAUUUGAAUUUAAUGUAUGAAUUUUAACUAACAAAUGUUCAUAUACCUAUAUAUAUUUGUUACCCACCAGCAUGUAAGGGUCAACUUAAUUAGGUAACCUUCAAAGACUGGCAAUUUUCAUAUAGACUUGCAACUUUAAAUUUUCGUUUAAGAUAUGUUUAUCUUAAUUCCUCAUGUUCUUGGUUUGCAUUUUUAUGUUUGGAUUUUAGGUGUAAUGUGUUGAAAAAUUGCUACCAGUCAUAAGAUUAGGGUUUUAUACAUAUGUGAUCUUUUAGCUCUUUUCCUUAUUUUCCUGUUUUAGUCACAUAAUGUGUUAAUUCCUCCUUUAUUGUUUUUGUGUGGGGGUGAGAUUGGUCCCUUUUCUUUUUUGGAUUUGGCCUAGUUAGUUCAUCAUGUUAGAAAUACCUCAUGUGCCUUUUGAGCAACUAACUAACUUGUUGCCCUGCUCUAAUGUACUCUAAAAUCACAUUAUUUUUCUUUAGCUUUGAAGUCACUAGGUAAAAGUUACAUAUAGAUGUUGAGUGUUGUAUGUUAAUGUUUGGUGCUGCAGUUAAAUUGUUACAAAUGAUAAUCAUGUUCAAUUGGUUGAAUCAGGAAAAUGAAACAGUGUGUUUAAUUAAAAAUGAUGCAUUGUAAAAAUAAAAUCAUAAAUGCAAAAGUA